GCCGAAACGGACAUGAGAUAUCGAAACCAGAGGUUUUAAAGAGAAUUGAGGAAGAUAAAGAUGAUGGCCGUUUCAAUGGCUCUGCUUCAGCACGUGUUCUCCGUUCCUUUGGCACGUGCAGCGUUGCGCCCUCGCUGUAGCCUCACCGUUUCCACAUCUUCGCGGCGCAACCUAUCUGUUUCUCUUCCCUCACGUGCUCCUCACGUGGACCCCCACGUCCUCCUCGGCAUGUCCGAGCAGGAGCUUCAACAACUCGCCGUCGACUUCGGCCAGCAAAGCUAUAGAGGGAAGCAACUUCACCAUCUUAUUUACAAGAGAAAGAUCAACAAAAUCGAGGAUUUUAGUCAACUGCCGCAGGCGUUUAGAAAUGACCUUCAGGAAGCCGGAUGGACGGUUGGCUGCUCACCAAUUUACCGCACGGUCACUGCAGCUGAUGGAACUAUUAAAUUAUUGGUACAACUAGAGGACAACAGAUUGGUUGAAACUGUUGGCAUACCGGUUGAAGACAAGAAAGGUUUGAUGCGUCUUACUGCGUGUGUGUCGUCACAGGUAGGCUGCCCAUUGCGUUGCUCAUUCUGUGCCACAGGGAAGGGAGGGUUUUCAAGAAAUCUUAAAAGACAUGAAAUUAUAGGGCAGGUUUUGGCUAUUGAAGAGAUCUUCAAGCAUAGGGUGACAAAUGUAGUGUUCAUGGGAAUGGGUGAGCCAAUGUUGAAUCUUAAAUCAGUACUUGAAGCACAUCGAUGUUUAAAUAAGGUGCUUUUACAACUAUUUGUGCAGUGUAAACUCAUUUGCAAUGGACUGUUCUUUAUUUUAAAGGAUGUGGAAAUUGGACAAAGAAUGAUCACAAUUUCCACUGUGGGGGUUCCAAACACAAUUAAAAAGCUGGCUUCUCACAAACUUCAGUCGACACUGGCAGUCAGUUUGCAUGCUCCUAACCAGGAACUUAGAGAAUCAAUUGUGCCAAGUGCGAAAUCCUACCCUCUGGAAGCAAUUAUGAAGGAUUGCAGGGAUUACUUUGUUGAAACCAGUCGACGGGUUUCCUUUGAGUAUGCACUAUUAGCUGGAGUCAAUGAUUCAGUAGAGCAUGCUGUAGAACUUGCUGAGCUACUUCACGAGUGGGGACGUGGUCACCAUGUGAACCUGAUACCUUUCAAUCCAAUAGAUGGCUCUGAUUAUAAACGCCCGUAUAGAAAAGUGGUCCAAGCAUUUUCGGCUGCUUUGGAGUCUCGUAAAAUAACUGCUAGUGUACGUCAAACCAGGGGACUGGAUGCUAGUGCAGCUUGUGGUCAGCUAAGAAAUGAGUUUCAGAAGAGUCCUUUGCUCUCUGACUCCAAGAGCUCAGAAUCUGAAACAGACAACAUUGCAGUUGCUUGUUGAUUGAUGCCAAACAUGCAUUCUUUGCUACUCUGCGGCUCUGCUUCAAGACGCUUGAUGAGAAACUGCUGAUUGACAAGGCUCAUUGAAGCUCUGCUAAUCGCAAACAGUAAUCGUUGUGAAAGCUGCAAGAAUAGAGUUUCCUUUGUACAUCAGAAAUGCUGUUAAGAUCUCCAAGUAAACAUUCUCGCUUCCCUUUCUUGCUGGAGAUGCUGAAUAAUUAGAGGGCUUGCAAAGACGCAAGUGAGGAUUAGCAAGCCCUUGUAUUUGGGGUUUCAUUAUCAAAUGAGAGCAAAUUCAUUGUAGCCUUCUGAUUAACAAUUGUGACUCUCUCUUGCUUGUACCAGUAAAAUUUUUGUUGGUAAUUUAACAGUAGAAAGGUUGUCAAAUUAGCCCCGAGUUAUUAUUGCCCUCCAAUGUAAUCAAGAUAAUUGCACUA
This is a messenger RNA of Pistacia vera, 1813 nucleotides long. Its product is annotated as probable dual-specificity RNA methyltransferase RlmN. The record is from RefSeq and is a predicted model, not a curated record. The transcript has 10 exons. Gene Ontology annotation, molecular function: iron-sulfur cluster binding; RNA methyltransferase activity. The coding region runs from base 61 to 1377 and encodes 438 amino acids. Gene Ontology annotation, biological process: rRNA base methylation; tRNA methylation. NCBI's taxonomy places the organism in Eukaryota, Viridiplantae, Streptophyta, Magnoliopsida, Sapindales, Anacardiaceae.